AGAGUCCCUACUAGUUUGUGCUCUUCUUCUUCUCAGAUUACAUGCUCUUCGAAUUUUCGAUUUUAUUGGGAUUCCUAGUGCCACGUGGAGAUUCGAAAGGAAUUUAUUUCGUCGAGGAACGCAAUGGAAAAACGUAUACUCAACCGCUGACUGGACAGGCCACCGACAAAAUCGGGGAACAAAUCCGCGAGCUCUUCAACAUCGACAUAAAUCCAAAUGGGCCAGCUGUGAAGGCUAAUAAUUAUGUCUCAACUUACAUGAAACGCUUAUACAAGCAAUUGGAAAACUAUGAGCAUGGAGAAAAUCAUAACGAAGAGGAGGUGAACGCGUGGCUCAGUGCUGACAGAAUAGUUUCACAUAUGGCACAGGAAGUAUCCCAUCGCCUUGACGAUGGCUCCUACAGUAUCCGAUUCGCCAAGGAGCAUGUUCCAGCAAAAGAGGGACAAUCCAUAGUUCGAGCUCAACUUCGAAUCCAUAUUCAGGGAAUUGUCUCACCAGUCUUUUUUUACAUUGAGGACACCAAUCUUCCUGGAGACACAGUUCUCGUGUCAUCUGAUGAUCCGACAGUGGUCACUGAUGUCACUACAAUGGUCGAUAGAUGGUCACACUUGCAACUCUCAACACUACCAAUUGUGACGGCUAGAGCUUCAACAAAUGAUGAGCUUAAAAUCGAGGCAUUUCUGGUGAUCGCGUUGAAAGACGAAGACGCAGGUCCACCAAAAAAAAGAUCCCGUAGAUCCGCCUCCACAACUCCAAUCUCCGCACCUCCCAUGAGACAAAAAGUAAAACGAAGUGAAUCCGCUUACUUUGAAAAACCCAACGAAAAUGAACGGUGCCAACGUAAAGGUCUUUAUGUCGACUUUGACAUUCUCGGCUGGAAACAAUGGGUUAUCGCACCAGAAGGGUUCAGUGCAUUUUAUUGCUCCGGUGAUUGCUCUGCACCAUUUUCAAAAGAAAUGAAUGCCACGUCACACGCUAUUGUACAGUCAACUCUGCACAGAGUACGCCCGAAUUCGACGACUCCGGCGAAAUGUGCCCCGUCGAGUUUGGGAUCCUACAAGAUUCUUUUUGUAGAUCAAAAUAAGCAAGUACAGAUUAAAAGAUAUCGAGACAUGGUUGUAGAUGAGUGUGGGUGUCAUUGAGAAGAAGAAUCUCAAAUUAAAUUUUAUUUAUUUAUUCAAGAGCGGGUAAACAUUUUCAUAAACAUUUUGUCAGUU
This is a messenger RNA of Caenorhabditis elegans, 1217 nucleotides long. RefSeq names its product TGF-beta family profile domain-containing protein (gene tig-2). The record is from RefSeq and is marked reviewed. The coding region runs from base 42 to 1142 and encodes 366 amino acids. The transcript has 8 exons. NCBI's taxonomy places the organism in Eukaryota, Metazoa, Nematoda, Chromadorea, Rhabditida, Rhabditidae. Gene Ontology annotation, cellular component: extracellular region. Gene Ontology annotation, molecular function: growth factor activity.